Molecule: messenger RNA, 1647 nt
Organism: Talaromyces atroroseus
Lineage: Eukaryota; Fungi; Ascomycota; Eurotiomycetes; Eurotiales; Trichocomaceae
Exons: 1
Coding region: 1-1647 (548 amino acids)
Source: RefSeq, a predicted model, not a curated record
AUGGCGGCUGACGAAUACAAUACGAUGUCCGCGACGCUCCGAUUUCCUUUCCAAGCCUCCCUGGAUGGGUCGAGCCUAGUAGAAACCAACGGCGACUUUUAUUAUGGACACGGCACCGCUCACGUCGUCGCUGAGCUACCGGCUGAGACACCGCCAGAAGAACCAGUGACAGAAGAAGCAGAACAGAGCGAGCCAGAGGCAGAGGCAGCUACCAUGGCCGAUCUUGACGAGGAACAGCAGCAUUAUAAUCAGCAACCCCCGGCCGUCUACCAAACACCGCGGUGGGACAGUUUGUUGAACGAUCAAGGACCACAAGUUACAACUUCACGACCGGUGUCGCUGCUGCCGCACCGCAUAGAUACCUCGGAUCAGCAGAGAUUCGCUACCGAGCACGAAAUGACCGCAGAGCAAACAGAGGAUGAAGGGCUGUAUUGCGAGUCGCCAACAUCAACAAUAGAGCCGCCAGCACCAUCAAAAGUCGAAUUGCUUGCACAGAGAGGCGCACCGCCUCGAUUUUACUCGACCCCAAUCGUGGAUGGCGACCCUAGCUCGACUCCUGUUGCACUGUAUGGCCUCGAACAGCCAUCAGAACAUAUAGUGCGUUCCAAGAAGCUGGUGUCCCCGUUACGAUCCCGAACCUAUUACUCGACCGCACCGAUUCGCCCAUCUUCCCGGCAUGGACCAUCGCCUUUCUCGUCGACGCUUCGACCAGGGAUCCCAGAGGCACCGGAGCCAUUGGAGUCUUCGUCGAAGAGGAUAUCGGUGAUGCUUAGGAGGGCAUCGCAGCAUCUAACACAAUCGACAUAUAUACCUAGCAGGGUUGAUAGACCGGGAGUAGACUCGACGGGGUCAUCUACCAACUCAACCAUCCGGUCAAUGGCUACCACCUUUGCGCCUGGUGAUGAAUACACUACACCCGCCUCUUCGACCGCCGCUUCUCCAACCUUGGAGGCAACUCCACCUCCAGAUGAGAAGCCUUCUCCAAGUGCAGACACCACAGACCACCAUAUCCAAGACAAUCAACCAGACGUUGCUGUUUCUUCUCCCCCCUCCUUGCCACCAUCCCCUCCGAGACCUAUUCGUCGCAAAACCACGUCCGCCAUGAGCUAUGUUUCCGACAGUGCCUCUGUCUCUGGAGAGUCAUCCCGGCGAAUGUCGAUAUUCAACCUCCGGUUCCGAAAACCCUCCCCCAUGUCUCAGCACUCAUUCACGCGUAGCAAUGAAACCCUGAGCACAAUCCGGGCAGCUGGAGAAGACGCUCAACAUGCCAACACUUUCCCCCUUCCGCCUGCAGCACCCACAAGAUCACCCUCAAAACCCAUGCCAUAUUCUCCCGACAGUUUCAUCUCUCCUCAUGGCCGCACACAAUACAGAACAACACCUCUUCCAGAUGACGACACCACCACUAAUAACAGCAUCGCCUCGCCCAACCCCAUCAGACCUCACACCAGCUACAUUCCCGCCACAGCUUCCAGCAGCAACACAACAAGUCGCUCCAUCAGAAACUUCUCGAAACCCCGAAAUUUCGAAUCUGCAACUCAGUCACAGCCUUCUGGGCAUGGACAUAGCGAAAAAUCAGAGAAGCAAAAGAGGACUGCUGCUCACCGAGCCACCAAAUUCCUAGCGCGAGUUUUUAUAUCGGAUUGA